UUAUGCCUUAGUGCAGUGGUUGGAUUUCUGAGGACAUCUUUGUGAGUAUUUCAAAUUUGAAAAGAUGUAAGAAUUUUUCUGCUGAUAUGAUCUGGUAAUAAUAUCUAAUUAUUCUUUAUAAGCUGCCCUUGCAGGUCUUCAAACAACACCUUUCAGUUAAGGCCAUACUUUAAGAUGUCACUACUAUCAGAGGCUAAUGAUGAAGGUGAUCAAAACAAAUAAACUCACCAUCAUGUCUUUGUUCAGUUGUUGAAUUUCUGGGAGAGGUGGUGGCAUCCUCCCAUAAGAGCUUCCAUUAGACACCUGACCCUGACAGCAGGCCUAAAUCCCCCUGCAGACACACCUGCGGAGGGCUGUAUAAAAGCUCAGGUGAGAUGGGUCUCACACACCGAGCCCCAGUGAAGGAGCCGUCCACAGCAUCUCCACACACUAAAGCAACAUGGACCUCAGAGCCUCCAUCUCCCUUCUUGUGCUGCUGCUUGGCCUGUCCAAGGCUCUGCCUGACGGUGAUGAAAAUGAGAUUUUAUUUGAGGAGCCUGACAGUGUGGACAUAACUACACAGAUUCUGGCAACCAAUAAUGCUUCCAGUGAGUUUCUAAUGGAAGGAGAUCUUGUUGUGCCAAGAACCAGGAAUGCUCUGGCCUGCUGGAACAACCAAUGCUUAUGGAGGAAGUCUUCUAAUGGGAAAGUUGAGGUCCCCUACACAGUCAACUCUCAGUUUUCAUCCUCUGAUAAGAGGAAAAUUCAAAAUGCCAUGACAACCUUCAACAGUCGAACCUGUGUUCAGUUUGUAGCUCGCUCGACUCAGAGUGACUACAUCAGCAUUGAGAACAGAGAUGGGUGCUUCUCCAGCCUUGGGAGGACAGGAGGUAAACAGGUGGUCUCCCUCCAAAAGAGAGGUUGUGUUUACCACGGCAUCAUCCAGCAUGAACUCAACCAUGCUCUGGGCUUCUACCAUGAGCAAACCAGGAGUGACAGAGACCAGUAUGUGAAAAUCAACUGGAAUUACAUCAACCCACGAAUGGUUUACAACUUCCAGAAACAACGCACCAACAACCUGAACACUCCAUAUGACUACUCUUCUGUGAUGCAUUAUGGGAGAACUGCUUUCACAGUCCAGAAUGGAAGGGAGACAAUCACUCCAAUUCCAAACGGAAAUGUGCAAAUUGGACAGAGACAGGGAAUGUCUACCACUGACAUCCUGAGGAUCAACAAACUCUAUGGAUGCUGUGAGUAUGACCUCCUGUAUGAUAUGGUGAAACAUCAUAUAACUUUGAGAUUGCUGAAAUGAUGAGUACUGCAAUCCAAUUCUGACAAUCCUCUCCUCUUCCAAACAGAACCAAACCCAAACUGAUGCUGUCCCAGUCUGGUACCACCACAUGACGUCUUGAUCACAGAACACAAUGUGACAGAUGAAUAUGUAUAUGUCUUGU
Messenger RNA from Clupea harengus (Atlantic herring), 1433 nucleotides. RefSeq names its product hatching enzyme 1.2-like. Bases 440 to 1291 code for a protein of 283 amino acids. Gene Ontology annotation, molecular function: zinc ion binding; metalloendopeptidase activity. Lineage: Eukaryota; Metazoa; Chordata; Actinopteri; Clupeiformes; Clupeidae. Gene Ontology annotation, biological process: proteolysis. The record is from RefSeq and is a predicted model, not a curated record. The transcript has 7 exons.